Molecule: messenger RNA, 3626 nt
Organism: Lethenteron reissneri (Far Eastern brook lamprey)
Lineage: Eukaryota; Metazoa; Chordata; Hyperoartia; Petromyzontiformes; Petromyzontidae
Source: RefSeq, a predicted model, not a curated record
UCACACCCAACCUCUCUCUCCCUCUCUCUCCGAGCUGACACUUAACACGCCACCAGUUCCUCCUGUGUCUCGCUUUCCUCCUCCUCCUCCUCAGGUUUAAAAUCAAGAGCUUCAAGCGUUUCUUCACGAACAGGACAGAGUGCGCGUGUCGAGAAACUUCGCUCGUGAACUCCAGCGAGGCUUUGCCUGCUGCUUGGCCGCCGAUUGGACGAGCCGGCGACGUGUUUGGAACGUCCGUGAGAGAGACGGGGCCGUGGGCGAGGAUCUCGGAGCGCCGUGAACAGGCACCAUGUCGUACGGAGCAGUCAGGGAGUACAACUCCCAGUCCCAUGCGCAACGCCAAGCGAUGUCGGAAGCGAAUCAGACCAAAUUCAGGGACACCUCGCAUGACGCCAGCAACUGCCUCAAAAAGAUGUCCGACAAGAUCGCAGAGUUCGAUCGGUACCUGGGCGGCCGGAGCUUGGACUUGAACGAUCGGCCUCAGCGAAUACAUAUCAUCGGCCUCCAGACAGUGAUCAAGGAUCUGGUCACGGAGGUGCUGUCGCUCCUCUGCGCGCUCACGGCUCUGGGCGGCCACUACAGCGAGGAUCAGCUGAUGCGGCUGAAUCGCAUGAGGAGUGAGUUUCUCCAAAUGGCGCAAGACUACGAGCAGACGCAGCAGAAAUUGUAUCAGAAACUCGACAAUAUCUUCGGCGCCCUGGUCGACGUCGUGGAUGAAGAGGUUGAAGAUGAGAUCGAUGCCCAUGGCGUGAGAUCACAUGUUACAAGACAGAGGCAGGAAGAGAGAAAGAAAAGAAGGAUGGCUAAUGAAGCCAUUCAGCAACAGACGGAAGUCAUGAUCGAUAUCAAUGAAAUCAAGACGAGACUGAAUCAAGCGUUCAGCGAAAUGAACCGCGCCAUCGAUUCCACCGUGGCUCAGAGUCGACCACAAUGGAGAGAGGUUAACCAACCUCACCUCCUCCCCAGAAAUAACGACUAUGAAAAUGCGAACCAAGGGAAUGUCAACGACCCUCUGCUGGUCGGCUCCAGGUCUCCACCGUUAUGGAAGACCAGGUGCUGCGACGUGACGUUCGUCACCGCAUGCUUGCUCGUGAUCUGCCUCAUCGUGGGGCUGCUGGUGUGGUGCUCUCUGGCGAGAUCCUCUUCGGCACUGCAGCCAAUCACAGGACCAAAUGAAGGCACCGAGGGCGCACGACUCUUGCCAAUAAUAAGCCAAUGAAACGUGACGACGGCAAACGACACGAAUGUGGAGCGGAGACAAACGCAGUUACACGUGUCGCACACGCUUUCGAGGAUUCGGCUGCUAUAAAUGUCCACUUCGUUGAGCUGUCAUCUGUGGCCAGGCCGCUUCUGAGAAAGAGCUGUAUGGCUCAGUGGGUCUUAGCAGGUCAAAUAAAAAUGGUUUAGUUGAGUAGUUUAGAAUUCGGCUACACAGCGGGCGCGCAUUGCUGGGUUCGUGGAACCAAAACGGGGUUUCGGCUGUCUGUGAUAGAACCAGACUAGCAGAUGCAGCGAGUUGAUGGUAUCAGCUCAGUCACAUAAGAGGCCGUCCAUAAAUGACGUCACACACCUGGGGGGGGGGGUCAGACAUUUGUGACGAUGUGUGACGAGGGGGGGGGGGGGUUGAGAAAUGUGACAUCACAUCAAAAUGCGCAACUUUAAAUGAAUAUAGACAACACGUUCUACUUAAUUAAAUAGACUUUUAAAUAAAUGUUUUCUCCUACAACAUCAGAGUGCAGCGCCACAUUAAAUGCACACUACAAUAACAAUAGUUUAAAGCGAUGUGAAGCAUAUUUUAUUUUGGGGGGGCAGAGCUUUGUGACGUCAUAUUUGAGGGGGGGUCUGACUUUUUGUGACGCCGUGGGACGAGGGGGGGGUCAAAAAUUGUCCAAAAUCGCGUGACGUCAUUUAUGGACGGCCCCUAAUGACUACGGGGGGAAAAAAGGCCCCAUAAUAGCGGUUUUUGGGGUUAGAUCGUGUAAAUAUAUAAAUGAGUCGUUAAAACCGCCACCACCCGACACAGCCAACCAGUAAGGGUUGUCACGUAAACAGAACGUGGCCAAUUCGUCACUAGUACAGCAUCACCGGUGUGUUGGAGAGCCAAGCCACAACAUUUACAAUGUGAGUACAAAGCCCCAUUGUCAAACUCUUAGUUCUUUCGGUAAAGUCACGUAGGUAAAAAAUGAAAUAAAAAUUAAUAAAAAUAAAAACAAUAAAAUCACGACGUUUCGGAGGCAACACAAGCUUCUGUCUUCAGGUGAAACUGUCACAGCAAAUUUGUUUUUCAUUCAAUUUGUAAAGACUCCAGUUCUGAGAAUUCAAGAUAUUGAUUUACCAUGCCUGCCACUUGACACACACACUUCUCAGGAGUAUGAAACAGAAGAGAGUAAAAUAGGUCACGACGUAGGGAUUUUUAGAAGUGCUUCUGUAAUGUCGGCUUCUGCCGGCUGUUCUCUAACAUUGGCCGAUGCAAUAAUAAUACUCUGCAAGAAUUGUAAAUGGAUACUUCACUUCCACUUCGUGACAUUGUUGGUCGUGCUGAUUGCACUGUGCUGUGGCUACACAAAAAGGCUAAAUAAAACCAAUGAGGGCAAAAAUGUAAUGUUUAAAGAAGUGAUGAUAUAUGAGCACGUAAAAAAACCAUAGCCUUUAGCAUUAAUACCGCCUUAUUAUGUACUAGCUUUACUACCCGGCUUCGCCCAGGAUUUGGAUUCACCACGCCCGGCCGCCUUUGUCUCCCCAGUGGCGAUGUUCACACCACACCAAUUACUCGUUUGAGGCUGAGUCGAUCUAGGGGAGGCCCAGGACCGGUUCAAAUAAUCGUCACCGGCUGUGGCCGUGAGCGGGAAUCGAACUCGGGUCACCGGGUUCGUAGUACAGCGCGCUAACCGCUACACUACAAUGCGUUACACUUCCACAUGCGCGGGUCACGUGACAGAUGUGACGUCACAACUCACUUGCCGUGCAAAAAAUAUAUGCAUUAUUGAGCUCCCCCCCCCCAAAAAAAUCCUAAAGUGUAUUUUUAUAAUGUUUGCAUGGUGUACAGUCUGGAAAGUACCCACAUGGCAAAUUUCAUGUUUGUUGCAUGUCGGGAAGUUCGCUAAAUAUUUUGAACAGACACACAUAAUCACAAAUGUCCCUUUUAUAUAUAUGGAGAUUGAUUGAUGAUAAACAAUACACACUUAUUAUUAAUUGUAUUCCUAUGUUGUUCCUUGUUGCCGAACAUAUUUUAAUGGUUUAGUUUUAAGGAAUUUGUUCUGUAAAAAAAUAAACGUAAUUUCUCGUAUAUUGAACUACCUGCAAAUACCCGUCAUUGCCCGGGUAUGUGAGGCUAUCCCUUGUGAAUGUCGAAGGAAGAGGGGUGAUCUCAGUGGUGUUACAGCAACUGUCUAGAAUUUUCUGUGCCACGGGGUCCUGUAAUAACAUCAAAUAUUACCUGCCCCCACAAUGGUUUUUAUUAUGACACGCUUUCUUUUAACUCGCUCUGUUGUUGUUGUAUCCUAAAAUCUUGUAACUCAAUUUUAACCCACUUCCCAAUGUGGUAUCGACUGCAAACUUUGUAUACUUAUGUCAUACUGAUGGCAAUGCUAUAUUAUAUCAUAAAAAUAAAAGAUAUAUAUUUUAAA